CACUGUGUAUCCCAAAACUCGAGUCCCGUGCGGAACUCCAGAUAUCUCUGUGACGGAUUGUGAAGCUCUUAACUGCUGCUAUAACGAAGGCAUGUGCUACUUUGGGAAGAUGGUGACUGUCCAAUGCACCAAGGAUGGUCAGUUCAUUGUGGUCGUGUCCAGACAUGCCACUUUACCCAACAUCGACCUUGAAACCAUCUCAAUGUUGGGAGAAGGUCCUGGCUGCACCAGUACGGACUCAAAUUCUGCCUUUGCCAUCUACCAGUUUCCCGUGACCACUUGUGGCACUAUUGUGGCUGAGGAGCCUGGUCAGAUAAUCUAUGAGAAUAGGAUGACCUCAUCAUAUGAAGUGGCAAUGGGACCUAUGGGUGCCAUAACCAGGGACAGUAGCUAUGAUUUACUCUUCCAGUGUCGAUACACUACUACGUCAAUCGAGACUACUUCCUCUAUUGUAACUACGAUUGUGGAAGUUCUACAAUUAGAGCUGCCUCCUAUAUCAGUGUCUGCUAUGGGUCCCAUCAACGUGCAUCUGAGGUUGGGUAAAGCUAAAUGCAUCGUGAAGGGUUGUAAUGAAGAGGACGUGGCCUACAACUCGUACUAUAUGGAGUCGGACUAUCCUGUGACCAGAAUCUUGAGGGAUCCUGUGUAUGUGGAGGUUCAUCUCAUGGAUAGGACUGACCCCAACAUUGUCCUUAACCUUGGGCGCUGUUGGACCACCACUAAUCCAAAUCCUCACAGCAUGCCUCAGUGGGACCUUAUCAUCGAUGGGUGUCCUAACAGGGACGAUCGCUACAGGUCUACUCUGAUUCCAGUUGGUUCGCACUCUGGCGUGGACUUCCCAAACCAUUACAGGCGUUUUGUUUUCCAAAUGUUUACCUUUGUGGACCCCAACUCACUAGAGCCACAAAAGGAACAGGUGUACAUUCACUGCAGUACAUCGAUCUGCAACGCUGCAUCUGGCUUCCCCUGUGAGCCACAUUGCUUCAAUCGAAAAAGGAGAAACGUGAACAAUGAGGGCGAGAAGUUGACACAAUCAAGGAUUGUGGUCUCCGCUGGACCUGUGCAGGUGGUCGGCCCUAAAGAGUAAACAGCUCGUUUCAUUCGGAUAACAUUGGUAGCAAGUUACCUGACUUGAAAUAUAUCUUGCAAUGAGUGAAAUGGAUUCCGCAAAUGCUUGUAAGCAAACAAUAUUAAAAAGUGCUUUUAUGUGCUAUGAAUUUA
Messenger RNA from Syngnathus typhle (broad-nosed pipefish), 1221 nucleotides. Its product is annotated as zona pellucida sperm-binding protein 4-like. Gene Ontology annotation, cellular component: egg coat. Bases 92 to 1087 code for a protein of 331 amino acids. The record is from RefSeq and is a predicted model, not a curated record. Gene Ontology annotation, molecular function: structural constituent of egg coat; acrosin binding. The transcript is spliced from 8 exons. Gene Ontology annotation, biological process: binding of sperm to zona pellucida; prevention of polyspermy. NCBI's taxonomy places the organism in Eukaryota, Metazoa, Chordata, Actinopteri, Syngnathiformes, Syngnathidae.